Molecule: messenger RNA, 1847 nt
Organism: Dissoconium aciculare CBS 342.82
Lineage: Eukaryota; Fungi; Ascomycota; Dothideomycetes; Mycosphaerellales; Dissoconiaceae
Product: MFS general substrate transporter
Exons: 6
Coding region: 260-1693 (477 amino acids)
Biological process (GO): transmembrane transport
Cellular component (GO): membrane
Molecular function (GO): transmembrane transporter activity
Source: RefSeq, a predicted model, not a curated record
GGUAUGGCAUCUUCCAUGUCGGCGAUGCUUAAUCGAGCGGAGUCCGACUUCAUGUGAACGCCUACAUUUUUAUAUAUUUGUAAUGGCAAUGGAGCAUAGAUGAAGUGUUUGUCUUUGUCUCUGCUACACCGGUCCCUGAGUCUUUGAUUUUUUCGAAAUUUUCAUUGUCACCACGCGAUUUCCGCUCCUGCGUCGGCGUUGCGGUGCCGAUAACUGCUCUGGAACCAAGACUUCGAGACGAGGUCAUAUGUCAGCGAACAUGAGUAUCGAACAGAACCAUUCAGGCUCGUCCACCGUGACAGUCGAUCCCAUAGAGCUCCAGACGAUAUCUGCACAAGAGAAACUCCCUCAGCAGCAAAAGUCAUUCCUAGUACGACACGGUCUCAACCGCAUCCGACCAACCUCCUCCAAGCCCACAAGCGAUGGCAACUCCUCCGAUCGUAAUGAAAGCUUGCCGUCUCCAACCACGGCAGUCGAGCAUACGGAAACAUGGAAGAGCCCAGCGAUUAACAUGUACCGAGUUCCGUCGACCUUUUGGGCAUUUGCCCUCAUGGGUAUGAACGACGCAACCUAUGGUGCUAUCAUCUACUACCUUGUGGAUUACUACGGACUGAGCUACACGAUUAUAUCGCUCGUAUUCCUCUCACCAUUUGUGGGUUACAAUCUUUCCGCUGUCCUGAACAACAUGAUUCAUAUGAAGUUCGGCCGUCGAGGGGUGGCCAUCAUGGGGCCACUGUGUCAUAUUCUCGCCUAUAUCAUAAUCGUUCUUCAUCCGCCAUUCCCGGUCUUGGUGUUGGCAUAUUGUUUGUCAGGUUUUGGAAACGGCUUGCUGGACGCAGCGUUCAAUGCCUGGAUAGGCGUCAUGGCAAAUGCGAAUGAAAUGUUGGGGUUCUUGCACGGCUUCUACGGUCUUGGAGCAACCAUCGCGCCACUCAUAGCUACAACUAUGAUCACAAAGGCCGAGCUGCCCUGGUUUUACUGGUAUUAUGUAAUGCUUGGUGGAGCGGUGGUCGAGCUCGGAAUCUGCGUCCACGCCUUUUGGUCUGACAGCGGUGCUCGGUAUCGCGAGGACAACCCACGAACGUCAGACGAGAACGGGUCGCGAUUCAAGGAAGCACUUACCAAGGCCCCCUUUGCUCGCGUGACGUGGUUGGCGGCCAUCUUCCUGCUAGGCUAUGUCGGCAUCGAAGUUGCCCUUGGUGGAUGGGUGGUCACUUUCAUGAUCGACAUUCGAGGCGGUGCUCCUUUUGCCAGUGGAAUGACGGCUACGGGAUUUUGGCUUGGCAUCACACUCGGCAGAGUCAUCCUGGGUUUCGUCACUCCCAAAAUCGGAGAGAAGCUCGCCAUCUUGAUCUACCUACCGUUGGUCAUGGCCUUCGAGUUAUGCUUCUGGCUGAUUCCACAAUUUUACGUCUCCGCAGUUGCGGUCGCCAUGCAAGGCUUCUUCCUGGGCCCGUUGUUCCCCGCCGCAAUUGUCGCUUGCACGAAGCUCCUUCCCAAACACCUCCACGUUUCGGCGAUCGGGUUCGCAGCAGCUUUUGGAGGUAGUGGAGGCGCCAUUUUCCCCUUCGCAGUCGGAGCGCUCGCUUCAUCUAAGGGUGUUGCUGUGUUGCAGCCCAUUGUGCUGGCGAUGUUGGCAGCCAUCUGGAUUGUCUGGCUGGGACUUCCGAGAAUUGGGAAGAAGUCGGAGUGAAGCGCUACACGCGAAUGGAGUAUCGCGAGGUGGUCUGUGAUGUUUGAGAUGUCCUUUUUAGAUUUACAGCCGCAUGCCUACGACGUCGUGUAGCUACGAAUGAGAUGGUUAACGAACGCAAGCAAAAGAUGAUUCAUCGAGAUCACAUCCCCGC